This is a messenger RNA of Chaetura pelagica (chimney swift), 153 nucleotides long. RefSeq names its product kallikrein-14-like. The transcript has a single exon. The annotation marks the transcript as partial. The record is from RefSeq and is a predicted model, not a curated record. Gene Ontology annotation, biological process: proteolysis. Gene Ontology annotation, molecular function: serine-type endopeptidase activity. Lineage: Eukaryota; Metazoa; Chordata; Aves; Apodiformes; Apodidae.
GGUGACUCUGGUGGCCCCUUGUCCUGCAACGGGACCCUCCAGGGGUUGGUGUCCUGGGGUCUCCAGACCUGUGCCCUGCCUGGGCGUCCUGGGGUCUACACCAGGGUCUGCAACUACGUGGGCUGGAUCCGUCAGACCAUGGCCACCAACUAG